UCUUGGCGGAUAUUCGAGAUGGUGGAUUCCCUAGGGAGAAGUUCGUCAUUUUGUGAAAAAACUACACGCUAAUUUCAACCAUUUCGAGUCUCCAAUUUACCGUUUCUCUGCAAUCUCAAAUUAUCACUACUGCUCUACGAACACACACUUCCAUCAAUGGCGGCUUCUUUUACUACUAUGCACAAUGUCAGUUACUUGCCAGGUCCUCGAAACGCAUCGCAGGUUAAAGCACUAAGCCCUGUUUGCAGUGCAAUGAAGCUUCCUGCAAGAGUUAAUGUUUCUCCAUCUUCAUCCAGCUUGUUCUUCUCGGGCUCGCUGCUUCUCUUUCCUCUUACUCUAGCUUCUUCUUCUCAGAGGAAAACCCACAUCCUAAGCCCAAUUCGAGCUAGUGCUGAGGCAGCAGAUUUACAAUCGAAGGUGACCAACAAAGUUUAUUUCGAUAUAAGCAUAGGGAAUCCUGAAGGGAAGCUUGCUGGAAGAAUUGUAAUCGGAUUAUAUGGUGAUGAUGUGCCCCAAACAGCAGAGAAUUUUCGUGCUUUAUGUACAGGUGAGAAGGGGUUUGGCUACAAAGGUUCUGCAUUUCAUCGUGUUAUCAAAGAUUUCAUGAUCCAAGGAGGGGACUUUGAUAAAGGAAAUGGAACUGGAGGUAAAAGCAUAUAUGGCCGCACAUUUAAAGAUGAAAACUUCAAGUUGGCACACGUUGGGCCAGGAGUAGUUAGUAUGGCAAAUGCAGGCCCCAACACCAAUGGGAGUCAGUUCUUUAUCUGCACUGUCAAGACCCCUUGGCUGGAUCAGCGGCAUGUAGUUUUCGGACAAGUUUUAGAAGGCAUGGACAUUGUGAAGUUGAUAGAGUCACAAGAGACGGACAGAGGAGACCGUCCCAGAAAGAGGGUGGUGAUCAGUGACUGCGGUGAGCUUCCAAUGUCUGAAGCAUGACAUUCAAGCGGCCCAUUUUCUUCAUUCUCAAAGUUCAAAUUUGUCUACCCUACCCCCUUCAAAGGACUCCUGUGGAAGAACUUAAUUGGAACGACCUAAAAGGAUCCUCGAUGACAUUGUAACCAGUGGAAAAUAUUGAGUUUAGGCCUCGGGAUUUUUUUUUUUUUUUUUUAAUUUUAUGCCCCGGUUAAUGAGAUGUAUAUCAUUUGAUAUAUGAUUGAAAUUAUGUUGCAAUGUUUAUGAUAUGUGUAUGAUGCAA
Manihot esculenta (cassava) is the source of this 1195-nucleotide messenger RNA. RefSeq names its product photosynthetic NDH subunit of lumenal location 5, chloroplastic. NCBI's taxonomy places the organism in Eukaryota, Viridiplantae, Streptophyta, Magnoliopsida, Malpighiales, Euphorbiaceae. The record is from RefSeq and is a predicted model, not a curated record. Gene Ontology annotation, biological process: protein peptidyl-prolyl isomerization; protein folding. Gene Ontology annotation, molecular function: peptidyl-prolyl cis-trans isomerase activity. Bases 157 to 936 code for a protein of 259 amino acids. The transcript has 7 exons.